ACCCGGCCGCGUUCGCCGCCUCCACCAUGUCGACGUCGUCGGGGGCCAAGGAGGCGCCGGCGAACAACCCGGGCCUGCAGGCCGAGGUCAACCCCGCCACCAAGGGCUACUUCAUGCAGCAGACACUUGAAAAGCUCAUAAAUGCUAAUUCAACUGAGGUUGAUUGGGAACGUUCCUUCUAUUUGAAUUUAGUCGCUCACACGUCAUAUACUGUCACAGUGGCAUUGUGCAGUAUCAGCAAUCUUCGCAAUCGUGCAGACAAAAGCAAGCGGUUGCCUCCAAUUUACAAGGUUUCAAAAAUUGUAUAUGCAUCCCCUAGCCGUGUAAAUUUCCGCCUUGAUCAAAGAAAGGCUGUAGAGACAGUACCUGCAUAUCCGAACAUUUAUUUCUCAGUUGAUGACUUCGAUGAUCCUUUUGAUGCUGUGGUUUUGUCAGACCCAGAACACUGCUAUUGUGUGAUUCUCAAUGCGCAUGAUGGGGCAGCAUUUCCUGAAGAAAGCGAAUCAAGCAAUGUCGGUUCAAAUAUACAAUCUGGGAUCAACUCUGGGAGCAGUGGAGAGAACCCACCAAAGGUUCACUCUCUUCCUAAAUGAAGGUUUCAUCGUGAUGACCGCAGCUCUCUUCUAUGUGAUGGUAGUUUAGAUGAUCGAUAUCGACUUGUAAUGUGAAGACAAACUCGCGGUCUCGAGACUUGUAAUAUAAUGUUCUA
Messenger RNA from Triticum aestivum (bread wheat), 709 nucleotides. RefSeq lists its product as uncharacterized. Bases 27 to 593 code for a protein of 188 amino acids. Lineage: Eukaryota; Viridiplantae; Streptophyta; Magnoliopsida; Poales; Poaceae. The record is from RefSeq and is a predicted model, not a curated record. The transcript has 5 exons.